AUGGAAGGUGUGGCAAUCCAAGGCGGAUAUAAUAGAAAUGGAGAUAAUUCUUUGAAGCCUGGCGAGUAUAAUAAUUACGUCUUCCCUCUGGGGCAAAGUUUCAAGUUAGAGGACAUACCUUGGAAGUCAUCGGGCAAAGACUACGACUUCGGAGUCAUUGGAUUGCAUGCUGAGAUAAAGGAUUUUCUCAAAUACAUAUCACCAAAUCCAGCAGAACAGUUUGCUCGUGAAGUUGUCGUUGCCAAGGUCAGGGACAUCGUGUACGGUUUGUGGCCGAAUUGCCAAGUUGACGUCUUUGGAAGUUUUAAGACAGGCUUAUACCUGCCCACAAGUGAUAUUGAUAUGGUCAUAUUCGGGAAAUGGGAUGCCUUGCCACUACAUACUUUGGAACAAGCCUUAUUUAAAAGUGGCAUUUCAUCCGAAAUCAAGGUUCUGGAUAAAGCUACUGUACCGAUUGUGAAGAUGACAGAUAAGGAAACAGAACUGCGUGUAGAUAUCAGCUUUAACAUGAUUAAUAGUGUCAGAGCAGCAGAGCUCAUUAGAGUUUUCAUGAAAAAGUACCCUUGCCUCCCUUACCUGGUAUUUGUUCUAAAACAAUUUUUGCUUCUACGAAAUUUGAACGAAGUGUGGACUGGUGGGUUGAGUUCGUAUGCACUCAUACUAAUGUGCGUUAGUUUUCUGCAACACACAUUACGUCCGGAAAUUUCCAUUGAUGACGUCAAUCUAGGCAUUCUGUUGGUCGAAUUCUUUGAACUGUACGGUCGUCAUUUCAAUUACAGAAAUACAGCAAUCCGCAUUACAAAUGGUGGCUGUUAUGUUCGUAAAGAAGUUGUCCAACAAAAUAUGGAGAGAGGUUUGCGUCCGUCUCUUCUCUGUAUUGAGGAUCCGCUCUGUCCUGGUAAUGAUGUCGGUCGUCGAUCGUAUUGUGCGCUUCAAAUUAAACAGGCAUUUGAAUAUGCCUAUGUUGUACUUAGUAGUGCUGUACUUCCUCAGUACCAUUUCCUACACUGUAACACAGAUGUCUCAAUACUUGGACGAAUCAUUCGCGUUUCCGAAAAGUCUAUCGAAUUUCGUCAAAGGAUCCAAGAUUAUGCUCACCACCUGCGUGCUUCUCUCUCAGUAAAUACAAAAAUAUUGCAAGGACAUAUCAGUAGCAGAUCUCAAGCUUUUAUCCUACCAUUAACUCCCUGGGCCACACAGUCCAACUUGAACACAGUCAGUAGAAUAGAUUGUGCACUGCCAACAUCCAUUGGACAAAGAAAUAAUAUCUCCGCUCAAUCACAUAUACCUGUUAUUCCUAGAACCGAACAACUGGAUUUGCCGAUUCUUGUUUGGCCAUCAGAUCCCCGUGUUAAUGCAUCCCAAGCACCUAAAGUAUCUGAUACACAAGAUAACUGUGUUACCGAUGGCGCGGCUUCUCGUUCACCAAUCAAUUCAUCAACAGAAAAACCUGUUAGCAUAUCUGGUUCUGACAGUUGCACCGAGCACGUUGAAAUAGUCAACUCCGAGUCUUCAAGUGAUGAAGGAGAUCUUCAAGGCAAUACUCACGGCGAAUCCAAUGUUGAAAAACCUGGAGAAUACAGCGUACUAGCAGAUGAACUUGCUUCCCUAACAACCUUUAACCAAAUAGAAAAGAAAAACAUUUCAGCCCCAACAGUUAACACUGAUUCGUUAAAAUCCUCAGGGGUUACUUUCAGAAAACCUCAUCAAGGUCGUAAAAGACGAUGUUUACGUGUGUUGACUCCCUCAGACCCGAACAUAAGUAACUCUUUAAACCAGAGAUCAACGAACCCCUCUGAUGAUUAUAUUGUACCCAUGUAUUCAAACACUCGAGAUAUCGCUUUUUCGAACCAAAGAACAAGCUCCAAAAAUCAUGUUAAUGAAAAAAAUAACAACUUUCGCAAGUUGUAUGAAAAAUCACAUCAAAGUGCCUUGCUUUGCUUCCCCACUUCUGUUGGAUCUCAGGUGUUGCUCUCAAAUAAUUCAAGCUCCAAUAGUUUUUCCCGCUUAUCUCAAGCUCAGAAACGUCAUGCAACAGCUUUUAGACGCUCAAAGUAA
Molecule: messenger RNA, 2058 nt
Organism: Schistosoma turkestanicum
Lineage: Eukaryota; Metazoa; Platyhelminthes; Trematoda; Strigeidida; Schistosomatidae
Source: the annotation of a GenBank genome assembly